UUUAGUGUUUGGUUUCAUUUUUAUUCUCAAAAAAAAAAAACAUAAAAAUUAUUAUCCAGUUGAAAUCCGUAGAGUUAAUUGUACCGUUUGUUACCUUACGCUUCAAAUAUAGAAUAAGUUUUUUGCAGUUUUCUGAGCAGUACAGAGCAUGAAAAUUUCCCAGGAAAUAACCGUAGGAUUGAAGAGACUUUGCAACAAAUCAGUUGUAUCGGAUAACGAUUUCCAAGCCAUUCUUAGACAGUCAGCAUCUGUUCUAAGUAACUAUGGAGCAGCCGAUGAUUCAUAUAUAUCCCAAUUGGAAGGUGCUCGGAAAGACACUCUCAAAGAAGCAUAUGCCUCAGCGGUGACGUUGCUGACAGAGGCUGCUAGAAAUGACCUCAGCAGCUCCUCUUUUUCAUCUUUCUUGGAAGCCUAUAAUUUAAAUCCCUCACGUUUAGAGGAACUUGUCAUAAUUUACGCGAAUUGUGUGGAAAAAAUUCAACAAAAUUUGCGACUGUUUAAUCAUUGUUUGCCUCAUGUUGUGGAUGUAAAAUGGAGACUUGAUUGCUGUGUGAAGUCAAAUAGUUCCGGUGGACCAGGGUAUCUUCUAUACUUUGUGCAGUUCCUCUGUCAGUCUCCUGAUAAGUCCUCAAGUACAAUUGAUUUUGUUUGCACAGUGGAGCAGCUUCGAGAAAUGGUAGAAAAAUUAAAAGAUGCUAAUCGCAAAGUUGAAAAAAUAGCAAACCUCACAAAGUAGCAUGUGAUCAAAUAAAUCAAAUGGCGUUUGCCGAAAAAACAUUACUUUUCUUCUGCUACUAAUUUCCAUAUAAAGUUAGAUGUCUUUAAAAAUACAUACAUAUUUCAACUUUUUGUUCUAUUAAUGCUGUCCAGUUAGACUCUGAGGCCCAGUGUCCUUGUAUGUAAUUGUUUGGAAAAUGUCGCCAACCCUCAUACCAAUUCAUGUGACAUCAUUGAGCCAGAAUAUACAGUCACUUACGGGCAAUGUGUAAAAAUUAGAUAGAAACAACAAUUUCAAAACUUAGGAGAGAAAUCCGAUAAUAACUGACUUUAUAUUCUUGUCAUUAAACAGUAAAAAAAAUCAAAAGUAUUUUUGUUGAUCUUGUUUGUUUUGAUUUUGUAAGUGCUUCAGAGCAUUGAAUGUACUUCUAAUAUUAAUGCUAUGAAAAAAUUAUGCUUUUAGUGCCUUUUUUCUUCAAAAAAAAAAAAAAGGUGUUUGAUAAUGAAGUUAAAAAAAUUUUAUAGCUGUCUCAAAUUCGAAAUUUGAGAAAAGUAAGAAUUUAUACAAACUCUUGAAUAAAGCAUUUUUGUUACAGUUAUUAAGAGCACAUUGAUUCCUUGAUUAAAAGUCUAAAAAAUGAAA
Bemisia tabaci is the source of this 1360-nucleotide messenger RNA. RefSeq names its product COMM domain-containing protein 3. NCBI's taxonomy places the organism in Eukaryota, Metazoa, Arthropoda, Insecta, Hemiptera, Aleyrodidae. Gene Ontology annotation, biological process: sodium ion transport. The record is from RefSeq and is a predicted model, not a curated record.